Messenger RNA from Leptopilina boulardi, 1534 nucleotides. RefSeq lists its product as uncharacterized. The record is from RefSeq and is a predicted model, not a curated record. Lineage: Eukaryota; Metazoa; Arthropoda; Insecta; Hymenoptera; Figitidae. Bases 686 to 1375 code for a protein of 229 amino acids. The transcript has 2 exons.
ACGUUCCUGUCCUCGACCGGCGGGUAAAAGUGAAGCCCCCUUUUAUUAAUAAACUAAAGGGGUAAAACUUAAAUAAUUAAUAAGAAAUAAACACCAAAUAAUAAUUGAGAUUAAUCAAGGAUCCGAGAGCAUACUCCAAUAAUAAAAAAUAAGAAUUUUACUGCCGCUAUUAAAACUUUUAGAUUGUCGCAUCCAAGACGCGCAAUAUGCGGUUUAUAUAAAAGGCCCUCAGAAGGAGCGAGAAGGGUCAGAGUAGUGGCUUGCGGACGAGGCGACCAGAAUGCAGACCAGGCGACCAUCCACGCGGACCGCCAAAUAAGGGAGAUUAUUCUCUCACCAUUUCUCUGAUUAUUACUUAUUACACUGCUCCAUGGUUCAUCCUGCCGCCAUUUCAUUCGAUCCAAAAUUAGCCACUGUCUCAGAGAAACCGAUAUUGUAAACUGCGCCUGCCUGUUCGCAACCCGACUUCGUUACUCGAAGGCGUUCGCGCGCCCUUGAUUACCGAUGCGGUUGCUUCCAUGCUUCAAUCUAACUGAACCUGACGAGCGGCCUCAUGGCGCUCGUCCUUCACGUUUUUACUGUCGAAGAGGCAGGACGUCUUUCAGACUAUUAAAAAUAAUAAAUUAUAAAAAUACAAAAUUUAUCAGUCGUACGCUAAAAGCGAAUUGUUGCUGAGAUUGGAAUUAUGGCAGAAUCGAACGACCAACUACAACCAGAAGUACUGCCGUUCAACGGGGUACUAAGGGUGAUGUACCCUCACAUGAUCUUCGGGCCAUUUCCCGAAAUCUUCUACGGCAUCAUCCCCGCAGACAGAGUAUACGACUACCGAGGCCAGCGGCACCGCUUUCCCUCGGUAGCAAACUACCAACGUAUACGCGACGACCCUGAGGCUAACGCCCUGCGUAGACCUGUGUCACCACCUCGGAGUGAAGACCCUCCAAGCGACACUGACAGCGAGAAAGAGCCGCAACAACACGCUAACGACCACCCUCACGAGCCCGAUGACGAGGAAAGCCCACAAGUCGCCAUUCCUCCAAGCAAGGUCAUAGCCGAACUAGACCCUCUAAAACAUCGACGCCACCGUCCAAGAGGAUGUCGCGCCGGACGUAAAGUCCAAGAUGCACGACGACGGGCAGCUGUACGCGCCGAGGAAGAACUGCUCGCACACUGGCGAGUUCGCGACACUGAACACUGGCACCACCAGAAAUACCUCCGCGAGCUUCAAAAAUGGGAACUCGCAUCUGCGGCAGAAGCGCUCAGGCGUCGCUGGGCUGUGUCCCACGACAUCACAGAGUGGGAGAAACUUCACGAAGAAGAAAAUUUGGACCUUUGGUUCCCCCUUAUUCUUCUCCUUUCCAUUUUCUGUCUUCGUUAAUCUCCUUAUUUUAUCCCCCACUCUCAAUUAAGUUACAAUUUUCUUCUUCUUUUGUGUUGCCAGAUGGCCUAUUAAAGUUAAUUUUCAGUAUUACCUUAAUUACUACAUUUUAUCCUUCUUUUCUUCUCUUUUCUUUGUACUAUGAUACUUGAAUAAACU